This is a messenger RNA of Ochlerotatus camptorhynchus, 1940 nucleotides long. RefSeq lists its product as uncharacterized. The record is from RefSeq and is a predicted model, not a curated record. NCBI's taxonomy places the organism in Eukaryota, Metazoa, Arthropoda, Insecta, Diptera, Culicidae. The transcript has 4 exons. The coding region runs from base 37 to 561 and encodes 174 amino acids.
UUGACAUACUCCCUGAUCAUUAAAUUGGUGGCGGAAAUGGUUUGUGGGUCAAUGAGAAGUGCGUUGAUUGCAUCUGUGGUCGUGGUAUUGUUUGACACUAGCUCGUCACUGUUGGUAACGUUUGGCAAAAAAAGCAAACCUGCAUCGAAUCUACAACUGGAACAAAACUCAGGUGAACCAUGUGCAACGGAGGCUGACUGUUCGACGUUGCCGGACACGAGCUGCAUCCAGACCGGCGUAGGCCGUUCGGAGUGUCUGUGCGAAGACAUGGAACCACCCAGAUUAGGACGCUGCAUGCUGAUGCAGAAGGAUCUACAAAUAGCUUGCACGGAUGGUCAGGAUUGCAUCAAUCAUGGGAUCGUAGAUAAGAGCAUAGAAUGCAGGAAUUCGACCUGCCACUGCAAGGUUGGCUACUUUGCCAUUGAGAAUGCUGACAGCUGCGAGCAAGUUACUUUUAUUGAUGAAGUUGCCUCUGGAUCGUCAACUACCUUCAGUGUAUUCCUACUGCUAGUGACGAGCAUUACGGGUUUCUUAGCGGGAUCAGGUUAUUGUAGAUUAUAGUUUCUGCUUAUACGUUAGAAUAUUCUAUCGUUUGGUGUGUAACUGUGACGUUGCCGUUGCAUUAAUGGUGAUUGGCAAACAACAUUUUUUUAGUAUGUAGCGGAUGUUUUGACAUAGGGCGUCACGGUAAGAAAGAAGUAUCCUAAAGUAAGUUCUUUUCACUCAUCUCGGCACUAUAAUCAUAGAGGUAACUCAAAGACCAGAAGGUCCCGAAGAAACGAGCUCAACUUUUUGGCUCAGCUCUGGUACUAUCUUCGGUCCCAAGCUAAUCGAUGCACCCCUCGAAACAUGGAAAAAUCCACGAACCCCUCAUUUUAUCUGUCAAACUUUCAAAGCGAAUCAAAACAAACAUAGUUUAGUACUAGAAUUUCGUCUAGAUUUCUAAUUGCUUGGGACCAAUAGGCUAGUCAAGUAGUGAGCCAAUUUCAAAUCGAUAGUUUCGUAUUGAUUGUUGCUAUAAUCACCGACAAACCGACAUGAAUGAUCAUACAAGUUACAAAGAAAUUUCUGAUCAAAGCACAAAACUGACAUCUGCAGCCGUGUUCGCUGAAAACAUUUAUCCUAGCCACGAACACGCGUACAAAUUUUAUGAGUUGGUUCGUGUGUAAUGUAUUUCGGACAAAUUAUUUUUAUCUAAAUAAAACAUUUGAAUCGGCCGUUAUGGAUUCUCAAUCAAGAGUUAAGUUUAAAUUUCACGUCGGUUUGUCGGUGCUAUAAUGCAGGAACCCAAAAGUAGGUAAACCGGGUCAAAGUAGAUUUCAUUUACUUGUCUGUGCAAUUCGUAUAGAAUUUUCCACUCGCUUUCUACCCAAAAUUAGGUAAAUAUGAUUAUACUCAACGUUGGGUUUCCACACUUUACUACCCCCUGUUGGGUGGUUUUGCUCCUCUGUUUUUGACAACAUUGGAAGGAGAAAAGGAGACAAACUAGCCAAAAGUAGGUAAAAGUGAUCUGGUUGUUGGGUACUCUUUUCUUACCGUGUAUGUUUUUAAUUUCCUAAAAGAUAGUACUAGAAACAUAAGUGAUACGUUUCAAUGUACAGUCAUGCUCAUAUUUCUUAAUCCCGUAAUUUAAAAAAAAUGAUGACAUACUUUUGACAAAGGUUUUUAGAAUAAGCUUUGUUAUAUCCAAAUGAUGAACCGUGAUAGUAAAUAAAAUUCAACAAGUUCGAUGAAAUUUCACAUGUCAGAUGUCUUCAACGCUACUUUUAAAAUUUACAGGUGGGAAAAAGUGUUCACAAUUUCAAAUUUUAAACUGUUUCUUUACAGAUGUUCAGGAAGUAUUAACAGGGAGCGGUAUUUAGACUAUCAUCAAUACGAAACUAACGAUUUUAAAUUGGCUCACUACUUGACUAGCCUAUUGGUCCCAAGCAAACGAUUAA